Messenger RNA from Beauveria bassiana ARSEF 2860, 759 nucleotides. RefSeq lists its product as uncharacterized. Bases 1 to 759 code for a protein of 252 amino acids. The transcript has 2 exons. The record is from RefSeq and is a predicted model, not a curated record. Lineage: Eukaryota; Fungi; Ascomycota; Sordariomycetes; Hypocreales; Cordycipitaceae.
AUGACGCAAGCAAGGUCACCCGAUAUUCGGCCAUGCUGUGAUCUUGUGCGUGAACUAGAAGGUCAUUUCUCCACGAUCCUCGAAGUGAAUACGACCCUUCUGUCCCUCGAGUCCCCUCAACAAUCUGUCCAGCCAUAUGUGAAGUUCGGCAAGGACAUGCAGCGACCUGUACGCUUUCGGACGAGUUCAGAUGAAAAGGAGUUCAAGACCCGGUGGAAAAGCUGGGAGUUUGUUAGCCAAUCGGAGGCCUUCAGACUUCAACCCACAGAUGGCAGAUACAUGGGUUGCAAAUCCUGGGCUACCGGGUUGCCUGUUGGGCUCGUUAUGCCAUUGUACAAUCCGUCAGACAGUCGCUCGAUUGAGUUCACAACUGCCGACUCGACGGUUUUUAAGACCAAACGAAAGCACUGGAGAACUGGAUGCAAUGGCACUUUCUUCGUCGUCCUGCAUGAAGCUCAAUUUUACAUGGCCUUUUCCCUACCAGAAGGCGAGAGCGAAGGCGGGUUGGAUAAUAGGGACAUCCCAUCCCCCGUAGGUAGUCGAAGACACUGCUUCGCCGUCCAAAAUCUGGAUGAGUACCGUCUAAGCCUGGAUGAGCUACGAGCGGGGCAGAACGAGUCAAUCAACGAGCUUCCAGAAGAUGUCAAGAGUCUAUACUUGCCUUUGAUCCUCGGACUGCUCGAAAUGCAUCCUGGUAAAAGGCUUGCGGUUCAAGAGAUCGGCCAGGGGCCCUAUUCAGAGGUCAUGAACGUUGAUUAA